Oikopleura dioica is the source of this 1107-nucleotide messenger RNA. The record is from the annotation of a GenBank genome assembly. Lineage: Eukaryota; Metazoa; Chordata; Appendicularia; Copelata; Oikopleuridae.
AUGGAAUUGAAUACAUAUCUAGUUCUAGUCAUACUCAUUCUUCUUGCCAUUUCUUCUUUUAUAAACUACGAUCUUUCAACUGCAAAUGAUGGGUUUUACCCUUUGCCUCGAUUUCUCACUAGUUACUUUCGCCCAAACAAAGUUCUGAAAGAACACUACAAUGGAACCUUGCCUGGCUUUAUCAUUACGGGAGUAAUGAAAUGCGGAACAGGGGCAGUAUCGAAGUUUCUUUCUCAACACUCAAGAGUUUACGACAUCGGCGAGACUUAUUUCUUCAAUCGCUACUACGAAAAAGGAUACAGUUAUUAUGACGCUUUGCUGACUCGCAGAAGUGCAGGCAAGCACAAGAUUGUUUUUGAAAAGACUCCAACUUACUACAAAACACUGCCAACAGCCGAACGGAUUCAUGCGAUGAGCCCAGACACGAAGAUAAUACUUAUUGUGUGCGACAAUGUGCAGAGAACAUUGUCCCGAUAUCUUCAUAUUUUGCACCUGAGUCCCAACUCUUUACAACGCCAGCAGAAGGAGCACAAGAUCGACGAUCUUGGAAAAGACUUCGAAGAAUUCCAACAACGCUUGAAUGCCACAAUAGACGACCUCAACAUCGAGUUCAAAGGGAUGCUGGCAAAUCGUUUUGGAAAUUUUUACCGUUUCGUCGAAGAUCUCUACGACUUGUAUAAUCAAAGAAAGUAUCCGUUCUCAACAAAAGAUUCUACUCUGAGGGAACUCAUCUUGACUGACGGAUUGUAUUCGGUCUAUCACAUGACAUAUCUGAAGUUUUUCUCGCCCGAAAAAGUUCUUGUCGUUGAUGGUUCCACCAUGAAAGAUUCGCCUUGGACAGAGCUCGAGCGAAUACAAAAUUUUCUCGAUGUUCCUGUCGAGCUAUCAGAAAACUCUUUCAAGUGGUCCGAGGAACGCGGACUUUACUGCCUCAACAAAGACGGAGUUCCAAAUUGUCUUGGAAAAGGCAAAGGGCGAUCGAACGGGUGGGAGUUCGAACCUUAUCUUCAGAAGAAGUUGAUGAAGUUCUUUAAACCUUUCGAUCAGCACUUUGCUAAUUUGUUGAAGAAAAGAUUCAGCUGGCAGGACAAAAAUGACGAAGAAUGA